AUGCCUCCAUCCAUCAUAUCGAGUUCCAACAAUACACCUAGCAGGUAUCCGCACCAUCCAUCGCAGCCAUUAAAAACAGCGAAGGACGAUUUCAGCCCCGGUGCAUCGCGCCCCAACACCAUGACGCGCACCGUGGAUCUCGAGGCGACCAUUGAAGAGUGGGUCAACGGUCUCACCUCUCCUCUGUCCACGCCAUCCGAACGCAUCAUCAUCCUCAACGACAUCGAAAAGAUGCUCGUCACCGUGUCAGAUCCAUCGAGGAGAACAAUGGCGACCUUCUUGCCCUCUGUCAAUCAGACCACUGCCAUGUUUUGGGCGUUGCAGGCCACUGCCGGGUACAGCCUUGCCGAGGUGCUUCUCGCCCAUGUCUACCGACUGCACCUCGACCUCGAACGCGAGAACGAGGUUUGCAAGGCAUCAGAGGUCUCGAUGCCCUCGGGGAGCUCGUGUUCGCUCGACUCGCAUUCCACAAACUUGCAAGGCUUGGGACUCGAGCCAGCAGUAUGUUCACCAAAACUCCAUCCAAAUGCGUCUCAUGCCAUGUCGGAUGUGCAACGCCAGCGCGUCCAUUUGAUCGUCUCGGAGAUCUGUAUCGCCAUCACUAUCCUCCAGGGACUCACCCUGUGCAGCAAGGCAAGUAAACGGAUCACACAGCGUAAAUCGGCCCUUGAGCUCUUACUGCAGAUCGCGCUUGCCGAAUACUGCACGAGCCUUCUCCCGCCCAUUCUGUGCCCGACCCCAGCAUCCGCUGCUUUGACGCCAACAUCACCAUCGUUCGCACUUCCUCACUCGCCUUCCACACCGACCAACAGCUCUUCCUUUUCCUCUAGCCCAUCCAAAAAGCCCGCACCAGAAGGUGCCAAUGAUGCACCGCUCUCUUUACCCUCCGGAUUCGCACUCGACCUACUCAUGUGCAUCCUCGUCGACAGCGACGUGGCCCAAGAACGCUUCAGCGACAUGGGCGGCAUCCACCAGAUCGUCCAACUCAGUCACAAAUGCGCCGACACCGUCACGACACCUGCCAGCACGCCCACCACCGCUACAAGUCCCAGCUUCGCGCAGGCUGUAGCAAGGUCCAGCCACGUAACGGCUCUCAAGCAGACGGAUCUGCUGUGUUUGGAGUUCCGCUACUUCUGGUCACAGUUGCUCCAGCAGGGCGAGAGGGCGUCGAGGCGGUCGAGUUUGGAAGGCAUUGCUUCGGCCGCUACGAGCUUUUACAGUGCUGCGGAGGAUGCGGGCGAGUCAACGACGCCCAAGGCGAGUCCCAAGAAGCGCGUCUCGAGGGUGAACCUUCGAGAGCAGCGCAAAGAGCAGGAGGAAAAGGAGGCCGCGGGAGAGACUCCGAAAGCUACGGCGCGGAGGAGAGUCGUUGCGCCGACGACGGUGCGCGCGACAAGCGAAGAGGCCCCCUCCCGACCGAGAGCCUCGCGCGACGAUUCAGAGAUGCCAGCACGAGGUGUAUCCGGCUCCCCACGAAAGCUGCGCCAUAGUGCGUCGGUGGCAGAACUGCGUCAGAAGCCCGUCAGUCUAUCCAAAUCGAGUGUAACCCCUCCUCCCGUACCACCACUCCCAACACUUCCGACCACCGACUCGCCGCUAUCGUACACCUCGGACGCCCUCGCUUCGUCUCGGCGUCACCGUCAGGCGACGACGCGUCCAUCUACGUCUACGUCCGACUCACGGCCGCUCUCCCGGAACGACCGCAAAGAAGAUCGCGUUCGACGAUCGACCGUUUCCGAAGCCAAUCCAGCACCGCCUGCGCUGCCCUCACGGGAUGAAGGGAACGAGCGGCAGCGGCUGAGCAAGUUCAACGCCUCCCGUCCGGGUAUGUCGUCGCGCGAUCGACCGCGAAUUCCGUCGCCACUGAAAGCACGCACACCCGCCCAGGAGGUAGCUGAACUCGAAGACCGCAUCCGACGCAAGCAGGCGCUUGCCAGUCAGCAGGCGAUCCCGUACCGCCGGCUGAGAUCCUCGACCACAAGCACGCCGUUCGACGCCGCAGCCGCGCGACAGGGCAUGGGACGAGAACCAACAGAGCCCAUAGACGCGGACGAAAACCGCAAUCCUUUCCAUGCAGCAGCAGUGGACAUGUUUGCGGGCAGCAAGGGAAGGGUUUCCGGCGAGGGCUUGGUGUCGUCUGCGUCGCAGAGGAGUGGAGGGAUGGCGAGCGCUGCUUCGGCUGUGUUUGGUAGCAGUGGCGGGUACAGCAACGAGCGGACGAGUUUGUCUAGGAUUCCACCGAGUCCGGCUGUCAGGCGAGCUCAGCUGGCUAGAGCGAGAUCGUUGUCGCCAACCAAGCUUUCGCUGCCUUUCACUCCAACACCCGCCGCCGCACUGCGUGAUGUGUAG
Molecule: messenger RNA, 2349 nt
Organism: Sporisorium graminicola
Lineage: Eukaryota; Fungi; Basidiomycota; Ustilaginomycetes; Ustilaginales; Ustilaginaceae
Exons: 1
Coding region: 1-2349 (782 amino acids)
Source: RefSeq, a predicted model, not a curated record